UCCAUGAUCAUCAUAAACUAGCUAGACGAGAUCAUGGCAAACUUGAUGCAGCCGGUAGCAGGAGGCAGCAGUGUUAAGGGAAGAAGAAAGAUGCCCAACUCUAGAGGACACCCAAAGUAUGUCGGUGUACGGCAAAGGCCAUCAGGGCGAUGGGUAGCCGAGAUCAAAGACUCCUUGCAAAAGGUUCGGUUAUGGCUCGGGACUUUUGACACUGCAGAGGAUGCUGCCAGGGCAUAUGACCAAGCUGCCAGAACAUUACGUGGGGCUAACGCCCGUACCAACUUUGAACUGCCCAACAGUGAGACCUCUGUUCGGUGUUUGCCAGAGAACGCAGAGCCGUUUUCAUUUGAGGAAGCAUGUGGUUCAGAGAGUGGUGAGAAAGGGCUUAUCGGCGCGCUCAAGGCUAAGUUAUAUGUAAGGAGUACCGUCUCCAACCAUGCCAAAACGACUAACAUGACACUGAAGCAAUCCAUGUGUUUUGCAAAUCCAAGAAAGAGAAAAGCACAAGCAUUUAUCGUGGCAACCUCGCCCCCUCCUGAUCAUCAGCCAGCGGUCGAUCAUGUGGACCCCGACCGCCAGAUGGUUGAUCAGGAUCAAGAUACUCGUCACCAUGAGGCCACUGAACCGGCGGGUCCCAAUCAGUGUGAUGGGUUGCAGUGGUGCUAUGAGCCUCUACCACCUGCAGCAGCAACUACUGCGCCAUGGUCUACUGAAAUUCCAUGGCUAACAGCAACUUCUGCAGACACAAGCAACCAAGUCUCAAAUAUUUCAAACAGCUUGUUUGACACAGGUCUCUUGGAUUCCAUGUGGCCCGUUUCCAGUGAGGCUAACCAAGACACGGCAAACCAAUUAACUGGAAUCACGGGUUGGCCAUUGGGUCAUCAGCAGGUCGUGCAGUGUGACUACAGUAUGGAUGGUGGCAGCGGUGGUGGUGCUUCGUCUCAAUUUUCUAAUAAUUUUGCAGCCAAUGCUUCCAAUUGGGAUCCUUUUGUUUAUGUAAAUUCAGUUCUAGGUUGACAUAAUAUAUACCGUAACUUUUUAGGAUUUAGAAUUCUUUGUACGUUCCUAAGUAUGUUAUCAUUUGUUAACUUUGAUUUAUGUAACCUCCUUAAUUAGUAAUAUAAAUGCAAAAAAAAAAAAGAAACAAGAAACCACGCUACGGUCUGCAAAAACGAGUUUCUAUGGUCCAAUCGUGUAAA
This is a messenger RNA of Erigeron canadensis, 1199 nucleotides long. RefSeq names its product dehydration-responsive element-binding protein 2B-like. Gene Ontology annotation, biological process: regulation of DNA-templated transcription. The coding region runs from base 34 to 1017 and encodes 327 amino acids. The record is from RefSeq and is a predicted model, not a curated record. Lineage: Eukaryota; Viridiplantae; Streptophyta; Magnoliopsida; Asterales; Asteraceae. Gene Ontology annotation, molecular function: DNA binding; DNA-binding transcription factor activity. The transcript has a single exon.